AUGAAGAACACAAGACCGUCCACCAAGACAAUUCUCGUUCUAGGCGCGUCGUACGGCGGAUCGCGAACUGCGCAGGUUCUCGCGGCAGGGCUCAAGGACAUAAACGCAAGGGCACCCACGAAAGAGCAACAGUGGCGAGUGGUGUUGGUGGACCGGAAUCAUCAUGCGAACCAUCUCUACAUAUUCUCCAGGAUAUCUGUCCUUCCCGGACACGAGCACAAGGCAUUUAUACCAUACACGAAUGUUUUCGCGCUGCAUCCUCCCCAUCCCGAAGGCGGCACCACCUUCCCUCCCAGUUUACCGCACUCGUUCAUUCAUGCGAAAGUGAACAAUAUCGACCUGCACGCGAAUGAAGUCAGGCUACAGCAUCUCUCGGAUGACGGUGAGAGGAAAAAGGACGAGGAGGAGACCAUCGCAUAUGACUACCUCGUUUACGCCAUGGGCUCGCACCUCCCGGCCCCGAUCGAUAUGUGGGGCGAGAGGAUAUACAAGGACUCGGCUGCACCGUCCAAGGAACUUCCUUCGCGGAACGUUGACCUAGAGGAACCUGUGGCACUCGCAGAGGAGGAAUAUCGCGGAUUGAAGCCACAGGCUGUCGCGCGCAUGCGUGCGGAUCAGAAGCGUAUCGCAGCGGCGCAGAGCGUGCUCGUCGUUGGGGGUGGCGCGCUGGGCAUUCAAUAUGCCACAGACAUCAGCGCUGUUCACCCGGCGACUAAAGUCACGUUGCUACACUCUCGAACGAGAUUGCUGCCAAAGUUCGACAAGAUGAUGCACACUGAGAUUUUGCAAACCCUCAAAGACGCUGGUGUGAAGACGAUCCUUGGCGAACGACUGAGCAUGAAAUCGCUGAACCAUCCUCGCUACAACGAGAAAGGCGAAAAGGUCUUGAUCACUGAAAACGGAAGGGAAAUCUGUGCGGACUUGGUGCUCCUGUGCACCGGUCAACGUCCCAAUACGCGUUUGCUCGCGGAAUCAGAUUCUACCACUGUGGAUCCCAACACCGGUAUGACGCGCGUGGCGAGGACUAUGCAAGUCACUGGAUCGCGGCCAAGGGCAAGACGCGGAUCCGGGCCUACUCUUUCUUCGUCGCCCGAGGUGGAGGAAGAAACCGCAGCAGUCGCCUUGAACAGACUCUCGUCGAUUACCCUCGACCGACACACGUCCAUUCUGGCGGAGUCUGGUCCACAGAUAGAUGCAGAGGCGGACGAGGCGAUGGUGUACGAGCACGUGUUCGCGAUUGGUGACGCUGCGGACGCGUUCGGUGCGAUACAGGCCGGACAUAACGCCUACUAUCAGGGUGAGGUCGCGGCUCGAAAUAUCCUCAAGCUCGUGAAGAAGAGGGAGGACCUGGAGCUCGAACAUUAUACGCCUGGCCCACCAGCGAUAAAAGUUUCUUUGGGGAUCACGAAAUCGGUUUAUCAGAUAAAUGGUGUCGUUGGGGUGAAAGAUGACGGCACGGAAGACCUCGAUGCGGCAGGGGUGUGGGCAUAUUUCGGCAUCAAAGGUGUCAAGGAGGAACGAAUGUACGAUUGA
Messenger RNA from Punctularia strigosozonata HHB-11173 SS5, 1533 nucleotides. RefSeq names its product FAD/NAD(P)-binding domain-containing protein. Gene Ontology annotation, cellular component: cytoplasm. Lineage: Eukaryota; Fungi; Basidiomycota; Agaricomycetes; Corticiales; Punctulariaceae. The record is from RefSeq and is a predicted model, not a curated record. The transcript has 10 exons. Bases 1 to 1533 code for a protein of 510 amino acids. Gene Ontology annotation, molecular function: electron-transferring-flavoprotein dehydrogenase activity; flavin adenine dinucleotide binding.